Trichomonas vaginalis G3 is the source of this 918-nucleotide messenger RNA. RefSeq names its product Clan CA, family C1, cathepsin L-like cysteine peptidase. The transcript has a single exon. Lineage: Eukaryota; Parabasalia; Trichomonadida; Trichomonadidae. The record is from RefSeq and is a predicted model, not a curated record. Gene Ontology annotation, cellular component: lysosome. The coding region runs from base 1 to 918 and encodes 305 amino acids. Gene Ontology annotation, molecular function: cysteine-type endopeptidase activity.
AUGUUCGUUCAACAACAUGAGCAGAAAGCCUUCCUCAGCUGGAUGCGCGAGACAGGCAACAUGUUCACAGGCGAAGAGUACCAGACACGCCUUGGCAUCUGGCUCUCCAACAAGCGCCUUGUCCAGGAGCACAACCGUGCUAACCUCGGCUUCACAGUCGCUCUUAACAAGCUCGCCCACCUUACACCAGCUGAAUACAAGUCCCUCCUUGGUUUCCGCAUGAACAAGGCCGAGCACAAGGCUGUCAAGUCCAACGCUAUCGCUAAUGAUGAUUGCGACUGGCGUAAGCAUAAUGUCGUCAACGGCAUCAAGGAUCAGGGCCAGUGCGGCUCCUGCUGGGCUUUCUCUACAAUCCAGGCUCAGGAAUCCCAGUAUGCUAUCACAACAGGCACCCUCCAAUCCCUCUCUGAACAGAACCUUGUUGACUGCGUUACAACAUGCUAUGGCUGCAAUGGUGGUCUCAUGGAUGCUGCUUACGACUAUGUUGUCAAGCACCAGGGCGGCAAGUUCAUGACAGAAGCUGACUACCCAUACACAGCUCAGGAUGGCUCCUGCAAGUUCUCUGCUGCUAAGGGCACAUCAAAGGUUACAGGCUACGUUAACGUUGUUGAAGGCGAUGAGAAGGAUCUUGCUACAAAGGUUUCCACCCUCGGCCCAGCUGCUAUCGCUAUCGAUGCUUCUGCUUGGUCAUUCCAGCUUUACUCCUCUGGCAUCUAUGAUGAAUCCGCUUGCUCCUCUUACAACCUCGACCACGGUGUUGGCUGCGUUGGCUACGGCACAGAAGGUUCCAAGAACUACUGGAUCGUUCGUAACUCCUGGGGCACAUCUUGGGGUGAAAAGGGCUACAUCCGCAUGAUCAAGGACAAGAACAACCAGUGCGGUGAAGCUACAAUGGCUUGCAUCCCAACAGACAAAUAA